This is a messenger RNA of Lingula anatina, 3861 nucleotides long. Its product is annotated as endoplasmic reticulum disulfide reductase DNAJC10. Gene Ontology annotation, cellular component: endoplasmic reticulum lumen. NCBI's taxonomy places the organism in Eukaryota, Metazoa, Brachiopoda, Lingulata, Lingulida, Lingulidae. Gene Ontology annotation, biological process: IRE1-mediated unfolded protein response. The record is from RefSeq and is a predicted model, not a curated record. Gene Ontology annotation, molecular function: oxidoreductase activity, acting on a sulfur group of donors, disulfide as acceptor; protein-disulfide reductase activity; misfolded protein binding.
CACGUGUUGCUACAACUUCCGGUCUGUCGGUGAAAGUGAGAGUUUCAAAAGUUAUUUCAAGCUUCAUCAAUGAAUGAGUGAUAUCGAUUAAGGAGAGAAAAGAGGGAAUCAGCCAGUCCAUAAUGAGCUCCAGGUUACAACAGGCUAGGACUGGCUUACCUAGAAUUGUCUGGAUGUGUGUUAUAUUACUUUUGCUUGUUAUAAGUACGGUUAAUUCAGCUGAAGAUUAUUAUGAACUGCUUGGUGUGUCUCGAGAUGCUGAUGCCAGAGAAAUACGUAAAGCUUUUAAAAAGAAAGCACUUAGCAUGCAUCCGGAUAAGAAUAAGGAUGAUCCAAAAGCUCAUGAUAAAUUCACAACAAUAAACCGUGCAUAUGAGGUUCUGAAAGAUGAAGAACUAAGGAAGAAAUAUGACAUGUUUGGAGAAGAAGGAUUAAAAGAUAACAAAUUUGGUGGACAUUAUGAAAGUUGGAACUUUUACCAACAAAAUUUUGGGAUAUACGAUGAUGACCCAGAAAUUGUCACUCUAAGCAAGGCUGACUUUGAUCAAGCAGUGGAUAGUGCUGGAGAUGUGUGGUUCAUCAAUUAUUACUCCCCACAUUGUUCACACUGUCAUGAUCUGGCACCAACAUGGAGAGACGUAGCCAAAGAGUUGGAGGGAGUCAUUAGAGUUGGAGCUGUCAACUGUGGUGAUGAAAUUAUGUUGUGUAGACAACAAGGAAUAAGGUCUUAUCCAUCUCUGAUAUUGUACCCUAGUAGAGAACGGUACUAUGGUGGCCGAGAUGCAUCAGAUUUUGUUGAUUAUGCCUUGAGACAAGUGAAGGCUGUAGUGACUGUUCUCAGGACUGGAAAUUUCAAGGGAGAACUGACAGACUCGGAGAAGGUCGACUUUCCAUGGUUGAUUACCUUUUGUGGAGAUGGAGGAGAUUGUUUAUCAAAGAAGACUUUGACAAAAUUAGCAGCAAUGCUGUCAGGGCUUGUGAAUGUAGGAUCUAUUGAUUGCUUUUCACAAACAAAACUCUGCAAUAAGCUUGGUGUGGAGUAUGGUACAUAUUUCUACCAGCCAGGGGAGGUCGAGAAAGAUAAAGGACUGGAGAUCACCAGUUUGGAGUACAAAGAAACAGCAUUUAGAAUACUGGAACAGUUACCAGAUGUCACAAUAGUGGACAAAGAAAAAUUUGAGGAUAUAGUUGAAAAUUUAAAAAAGAACUCAGACACUGCCUGGCUCAUUCAUUUUGUGGAGGGAGAUACGCAUGACCUGGAGCUGAGAAAACUGCCUGCUCUUUUAGGUGAAAUGAAUGUUGGCCGUGUUGACUGUAGAAAACAGAGGUCCAAAUGCAAUGAGUUUCAUAUCCACAAACCUACCUUUGCUGUUUUUAAGAGAGGAGGUGGAUAUGAGUUCCAUCAUGGUCGUCUCUCUGCCCAUGAUGUGGCAGCAUUUGCCAAAGACAGUGCUUCCACCCCAGUGAGAAUGCUGGGUCCAACAGACUUCCCUAGUCCUGUGAUAAGUAGUAGAGAACCCUGGAUUGUAGACUUCUUUGCUCCAUGGUGUCCACCAUGUAUGAAACUUCUGCCAGAGUUCAGGAAAGCUUCCAAGACAAUGAGGAGUAUAAACUUCGGUACAGUGGACUGCACUAUACACAGCCAGCUGUGCCAUACGUACAAUAUCAGGUCCUAUCCAACCACAAUUUUCUACAACCAAAGCACACCAUUCCAGUUCCAUGGACAUCACAACGCUCAUUCCAUUAAAGAGUUCUUACAGGACACCAUCCAGCCACCAGUAAUUCAUCUUACACCUGCCAGUUUUGAAGAGCAUGUCAGCAACAAGUCCCCAGAUGAAAUUUGGUUGGUCGAUUUCUUCGCCCCCUGGUGUGGUCCCUGUCAGCAGCUGGCACCAGAGUGGAGACGCCUAGCCAAGAUGUUGAAGAAAAAUGCUAAAGUAAAAGUGGCCCAUGUAGACUGCCAGCAGCAUAAGACGGUAUGCCAACAGCAGAAUGUCUACUCAUACCCCACCAUAAGACUUUAUCCUAUGGGUACUAGGAAUGCUGCAUCUUUCCAUAUAUACAAUGGCUGGUUCAGAGAUGCAGAAAGUCUAAGAGCAUGGGCAUUCGAGUUCCUCCCCAGUAAAGUGGCCAUCCUCCGCUGGGAUGUAUUCCAGGAAAUUCUGGGCGGGUCUCAGCCCUGGAUUGUGGAUUUCUAUGCUCCAUGGUGUGGCCACUGUCAGGUGUUUGCACCCGAGUUUGAGAGGGUUGCAGAGGCUCUGGAAGGUCGUGUGAGGGCAGGGAAAGUCAACUGUGAUGAACAGCAGUGGUUGUGCCAGCAGGCUGGUAUAGGAGCAUAUCCUACUGUCAGGUUUUAUGCUGGGGCACAUACUCCAGGAUUCAUGCAAGACAUGUUUGGUGAGGAACUCUUUCAAGAUGCCAACCAUAUCAUCAGUCAUUUGAAGCAAAGAGUACCAAAGAUAACUCACAACCAAGAAAAUUCUCAAGGUCAUGAUGAACUGUGACGGCAUCUUUUACAGGAGGAGAAAGUGGGAACUCAUUACAUUCUGCAUUUUAAAUGUUCAUAGAGAGUUGCAAUUUUAUGAAAAAGAAGUUAUCAGUUUUACUAUUUAUAAGUUUCUUUUUGUGUGUGAAUGGUGUAGGUCUUUUCCUGAAUGUUGGUUUUAGGAAAUGAUGUUAUGAAAUGACAUGCAAUUUUGUGUAAAAUGGCUCUUUGUUUACUAAUUAACUCAGUUAAUUCAAAUAUUUAUUAGCUAUUGAAAGAGUUUAUUUUGACUAUGCAUGAAUGAAAACAUCCUUGAUAAAAAUCUGUUCAUGUAAAAUUUUAAUAUUAGGUUUAUAGUUUAUGGACAAAUAAGUGUACUAGUUCAGAGCAGGCAUUUUUAAACAUUUUGGUAAAAUUAAAAUCUUUGAAUUAAAAUUCAACAUGAGCUUGGAUGGGUAAAAUGGAAUGGGGUAAUUUGUGUUCAUGUUUUACCAAGUGCAUUGAACAAAUAGCAGAUUGAACCAAUUUUUCAAAAUAUCUUUGCCAUUUUAAAUGGGAUAUAUGAAAACUUAGUCAUGGUGCUUAUUUGAACACUUACAUCGAACUGCUUGAAAGUCUUCCUGUUAAACAUAAAUCUAAUACCGGACUUGAAAAGCAAUAAAGCAAGGGUCCAAGUGUUGCAAUUAGUACCACUGGUCUUCAACAGGGCGAUGAUUUUCACCAACCAGAUAGGCUGGUCAGGUGACGGGUCAGAUGGCUAGACAUCUGCUGUGGGACUCAGUAAAUUUCUUCACCAUCCUGGAUAGAAAAGAGCAGUGACAUAGAUGUGGUGUUAAGUAGGGCAUCACUGAACUGUAGAACAGGAUGUAAUCUAUUCGACAUCUGGGUCUAGGACCUCGAGCAGAUACCUAGUCCUCUGAUCAGUCACGAGGAACCUAUCAGGUCACUGACACUUAUUUCUGUGUUUAAGAUUGGUGCUACCAAUCACAGUGUUGGAUUUGUAUUUGUUUUUGAAGUCCAGUAUUAGAUUUAUCUUUUCUUAUGCAGCAUGACUCUAAUCUAUUGGAUGAAUUACAACAUUCUGCUUAAGUCUCUUCUGUUAAUGAAUUUUAUAUAAGUGAAAACAUAGACACAUGAACUCUAUAUAUAUUGGAAGGGUGCCAUAUAGAAGAGAUUUGAAUAAGCAAUAAUCAUCAUCUUAACACCUGAGAGUUAAAGGUCCUGCUGCUUUUUUUUUUUUCAAAUUAGUGUUUUAUAAAUGGUUCUUGUGGAUGUAGUUUGCAACAUAAUAUUUUUGAUAUUCAAGUGAUAAGUUUAGAUAUUAAGAAUUUUAUUUACUGGUGCUAGAAAUAAAGAUGCCAAGAACUUAAAAAAUU